Messenger RNA from Pezoporus flaviventris, 1109 nucleotides. RefSeq names its product osteocrin (gene OSTN). NCBI's taxonomy places the organism in Eukaryota, Metazoa, Chordata, Aves, Psittaciformes, Psittacidae. The record is from RefSeq and is a predicted model, not a curated record. Gene Ontology annotation, molecular function: signaling receptor binding. Bases 212 to 742 code for a protein of 176 amino acids. The transcript is spliced from 5 exons. Gene Ontology annotation, biological process: hormone-mediated signaling pathway.
AUUACACUCUGGACCUGGAGACAGAGUAAUCAGCAAAUUAGUAGAUACCUUUGGCACUAGAGGCCCCAGCCUAGUUCUUAUUAACAUCAGCUGAAAUAUUCCCACCUGGAAUAUUUCUUUUUCAGGUGUGGGAGCUGCAUAAUUUUUUUCCAGGAUCCCAGGAAGAUCAUGGAAGUUGUGGCUUCUGGUAACUCAUGUGAGGACUGGUGAAAUGCAGCCUUGCUUUCAAAAUGCUGCUGGAGAGGUGUGUGAUUUCUGUAACAGGUUUAAGCAGCUAUCCAGCAUCGAGGAGGUCAUUGUCAACCUGGGUGACUAUGAGCUAAAGUCUCCCUGCUUACAAAUGCUGCAGUUCCAGCUUGUUGUGGUGCACUUGGCCCUUGUGAUUACCCUGCUGCAGUGGCAUUCUAUCUCAGUGCUCCUUGUGGGGGCAGCUUCAGAGCCUUUGGAACCUUCUGUUGCUCUGGACAUGAGAGCACAUCCCGUUGCCAGUGGACAGAAGUCAGCCACCAACCUGGCAGCCAAACUAUUCCUUCUUGAUGAGCUGGUGUCUCUGGAGAAUGAGGUGACUGAGACCAAGAAGAAAAGAAGUUUCCCAGGAUUUGGGUCCCCGAUUGACAGAAUUUCUUCAACCUCUGUGGAUGUUAAAGGCAAGCAGAGGAAAGUGGUUGAGCUGCCUAAGAGACGUUUUGGAGUUCCUCUUGACCGGAUUGGAGUGAGCCAUCUUAGCAGCACCAAGGGUUAGCAGUUCCUGCAAGUGCUUCUGUUCUGAAUGACUGACGCUGUAUUGGAAACAUUACAGGAAUUCAGAAGAUGCAUCACAACUUACCUUGUCAUUGACUAAUGAUACAGUACUCAAGGAAUUGACCUCCUGCAAAAUUUUUUCACACUGCAUUUUACAAAUGUUACAUUUACAAAUAAUAGCAUUCAAUUCAUCAAGUCAUAAUGCUCUCACAGUUGUGCACAGUGUUACUGAUAGGAGGGGACAGAAAGUAUGUAUAUAAUUUAAUUGCAUGGCAUUUAUUUCUUAAACCAGCAGAACUUCAUUAUCUUAGCAAGGACUGUUAGAUUUUUUUAGAUUGAAAAUAAAGCCUCCAGAGAUGCCAAAAGCA